Messenger RNA from Penaeus vannamei (Pacific white shrimp), 1383 nucleotides. RefSeq names its product zinc finger protein 385B. Gene Ontology annotation, molecular function: zinc ion binding; nucleic acid binding. Lineage: Eukaryota; Metazoa; Arthropoda; Malacostraca; Decapoda; Penaeidae. The record is from RefSeq and is a predicted model, not a curated record.
AGCUGCGCUGGCGUCUGAGACUGAGACAUCGCCUUCCACUUCGACAGAAGACUAGGCAUCCUAUCAAGGGGGAAGGUUGGGAUGUUCAUAUCACCAUAAUGAUGAUUAUCUGGGUUGAAAAUGUUAUCCGUGGGUAGAGAAAAAAGGGCUAGUAGCAGUACGAAAAUCUGAACCCAAUAGUGUGUGUCUUGACUUCUAAUAGUAUCAGUUAUUACGGUCUUUAUGGAAGGUACGAUACAUAUAGGUAAACUAAUUAAGCUGAUCGCGACGCUAACGCGCCAUAAACAAAUAGCAAAAUCGAUAAUCCUGGGAUAGUCAACGUAGCUGUAUUAGUAAUGUUUUAGCAUAAAUCACCGGAGAAAAGGAACAACGUCAUAUACAAGGUAUCAGAACAGUAAUAGUCGCGAUAUGAUAAAUGGCUGUCAAGUGACGGUGACUGUGAACUAGCUGGCGAAAAGGCGUCGUCGAGACAACAGUCCAAGCGCCUACAGAAAUAACUGCUGUUCUUCCUGCGACAUUAUUUUGAACGGAGGGAGGUGUCGCUGGAAACCACAGCAAAGAAGUAUAAGCUACCACGUUGGUGUGAACACUCUUAUGGCGCUGGUGUUGGGCGACGUACUGGGUGUGGGGUUGCAGGUGCUGGAUUUUACUAUGAGCUAUAUGCCCACUUCUUUGCCAUAUGUGCCAUUCCCUGCACCUUCACCAACACAUCAGCCCUGCACAAUGAGCGUUAGCCCUCCCGCUGGUGGUAUUCCUUCUCCCAAUUCAGCACUUUUAGCCUCGGUGGAGAUGACUGAUGAUCCUGUCACCAAAGCAGUAAUGGAAAAUGUUUUGGGGCGUUUGCCAACUAAAAAGCCAAGGAGUACUGUAAAAUGUGAUGUCUGCAAUUUGGAAUUUGCUUCACAAACAGUUUUAGAUUCCCAUGUGGCUGGCUACAAACACCAGCGCAAGGUAAAAUCGCAAGAUCUCAUGAAAACCUUAGAGGAAAAUGAAAUUGGAUUUGAGCGCGACGACGUCAGUGGAGUCAUUCGAUGUACUGUGUGUGAUGUGACAGUUAAUUCUCCACAACUGUUAGCAACACACAUUGCUGGCAACAAGCAUAAGCAAAAGGCAGCCAAACGUGCAUCAGGGGAAGGUGGUGGUCCACCACCAAAGAAGUCCUGCAGUGGCUCAGGGGUCACAGGCCAGUCCGCACCCCUCAGCAGCAAUGGUGGAAUGGAUGACACAGCGUAUCCCAAUGGCAACUCUGCUGUCCGCAAAUCCUUGGAUGCAGACUUAGAGAUCCCAGAGUGUGUUACUAAGUUGGAGGAGACAAAAGGUGGUGGCAAAUACCUCUGUAACCCAUGCCAGGCACACUGUAACUCUGGCCAACAACUAGCACAG